GUGGCCGGCGAGGGGCGGGUCCUCGAGGCGGAAGGCGGAAGCGGUUACAGAAUCACAUGAUCCAAAUAACAUGGCCGCUGCCCCUUGAGCACUGCCGGUGCCGGGCGGGAUCGUGAGCCGUUGGGCGGCCGGGAGCAGGUGUGCGGGGGCGGGGUCCAGGCCCGGGUUCCGAGACGGCGCGCGGAGGUAGAGCUAGGCAGGCAGGCGCAAGGCGGCGUGGUCCAUGAGCCGGCGCCAGAGGCAGCGCGGAGCCGCAGACUCCCCCGGCCCCGGCGCCGCCCGGGCAGCCGCGGGCUGAGGAGCCGCGGGGCUCCGGGGAGCGCCCCGAGCUGCCACCAUGAACCCUGAGAAAGACUUCGCGCCGCUCACGCCCAACAUCGUGCGCGCCCUCAAUGACAAGCUCUACGAAAAGCGGAAGGUGGCAGCGCUGGAGAUCGAGAAGCUGGUCCGGGAGUUCGUGGCCCAGAACAACACCGUGCAAAUCAAGCAUGUGAUCCAGACCCUGUCUCAGGAGUUUGCCCUGUCUCAGCACCCCCACAGUCGGAAAGGGGGCCUCAUCGGACUGGCCGCCUGCUCUAUUGCCCUGGGCAAGGACUCGGGGUUGUACCUGAAGGAGCUGAUUGAGCCGGUGCUGACCUGCUUCAAUGACGCGGACAGCAGGCUGCGCUACUAUGCGUGCGAAGCCCUGUACAACAUUGUCAAGGUGGCCCGUGGUGCCGUGCUGCCCCACUUCAACGUGCUCUUCGAUGGGCUCAGCAAGUUGGCUGCAGACCCGGACCCCAAUGUGAAAAGCGGAUCUGAGCUCCUAGACCGCCUUUUAAAGGAUAUUGUGACGGAGAGCAACAAGUUUGACCUGGUGGGCUUCAUCCCUUUGUUGCGGGAGAGAAUUUAUUCCAACAACCAGUACGCCCGGCAGUUCAUCAUCUCCUGGAUCCUGGUUCUGGAGUCCGUGCCAGACAUUAACCUACUGGAUUAUUUGCCGGAGAUCCUGGAUGGACUCUUCCAGAUCCUGGGCGACAAUGGCAAAGAGAUUCGGAAAAUGUGUGAAGUGGUCCUUGGAGAAUUCUUGAAAGAAAUUAAGAAGAAUCCCUCCAGUGUUAAGUUUGCUGAGAUGGCGAACAUCCUGGUGAUCCACUGCCAGACCACUGAUGACCUGAUCCAGCUGACAGCCAUGUGCUGGAUGCGUGAGUUCAUCCAGCUGGCUGGCCGGGUGAUGCUGCCCUACUCUUCAGGGAUCCUGACCGCCGUAUUGCCCUGCCUGGCCUAUGAUGACCGCAAGAAAAGCAUCAAGGAGGUGGCCAACGUGUGUAACCAAAGCCUGAUGAAGCUGGUCACCCCUGAGGAUGACGAGCCUGAUGAGCCGAAGCCAGUGGUGCAGAGGCAGGCAGAGCCCAACCCCGAGGACUCGCUGGCAAAGCAGCAAGGGACAGCCAGUGGAGGCCCUGAUGGUUCUUGUGACUCCAGCUUCAGUAGCAGCAUCAGCGUCUUCACACCAGCCAGCACGGACAGGGCCCCAGUCACCCUCCACCUUGACGGGAUCGUGCAGGUCCUGAACUGCCACCUCAGCGACAUGGCCAUCGGGAUGAUGACCAGGAUCGCUGUCCUGAAGUGGCUCUACCACCUCUAUAUCAAGACUCCCCGGAAGAUGUUCCGGCACACAGACAGCCUCUUCCCCAUCCUGCUUCAGACGUUGUCGGAUGAAUCUGACGAGGUUAUCCUGAAGGAUCUGGAGGUGUUGGCAGAAAUUGCUUCCUCCCCUGCAGGCCAGACAGAUGACGCAGGCCCCCUUGAUGGCCCUGACCUCCGGGUCAGCCACUCAGAGCUUCAGGUGCCUACCCCUGGCAGAACAAACCUGCUGAACACUUCUGGUACCAAAGGCUUAGAAUGUUCUCCUUCCACCCCUACCAUGAACUCCUACUUUUAUAAGUUCAUGAUCAACCUUCUCAAGAGGUUCAGCAGCGAACGCAAGCUCCUGGAGGUCCGAGGUGCUUUCAUCAUCAGGCAGCUCUGCCUCCUGCUGAACGCAGAGAACAUCUUUCACUCGAUGGCGGACAUCCUGCUCCGAGAGGAGGACCUCAAGUUCGCCUCGACCAUGGUCCACACCCUCAACACCAUCCUGCUCACCUCCACAGAGCUCUUCCAGCUGAGAAACCAGCUCAAGGACCUGAAGACCCUGGAGAGCCAGAACCUGUUCUGCUGCCUGUACCGCUCCUGGUGCCACAAUCCAGUCACCACCGUGUCCCUGUGCUUCCUCACCCAGAACUACCGGCACGCCUAUGACCUCAUCCAGAAGUUCGGGGACCUGGAAGUCACAGUGGAUUUCCUCACGGAGGUGGAUAAGCUGGUGCAGCUGAUCGAGUGCCCCAUCUUCACAUAUCUGCGCCUGCAGCUGCUGGACGUGAAGAACAACCCGUACCUGAUCAAGGCCCUCUAUGGCCUGCUCAUGCUGCUGCCGCAGAGCAGUGCCUUCCAGCUGCUCUCCCACCGGCUACAGUGCGUGCCCAACCCCGAGCUGCUGCAGACUGAAGACAGUCCACAGGCAGCUCCCAAGUCGCAGAAAGCGGAUUCCCCCAGCAUUGACUAUGCAGAGUUGCUGCAGCACUUUGAGAAGGUCCAGAAGAAACACCUGGAAGUGAGGCACCAGCGGAGCGGGCGUGGGGACCACCUGGACCGGAGGGUUGUCCUCUGAUGCCUGACUGGAGAAGGGCCCAAGGAGUGGCCCCACGGAGCAUUUGGGGUCUUCGGGCUCCCUGAGGAGCUCGGAGACCUGCCUCAAGGGCAGGGCUGGGCCUGGCCACCAGCGCGGGGUUGGGGGGACAGAGGCUGUCCAUCCAAGCUCCUCUCAUAGCCCAGCCCCCUGGGCCCCCAGUGCUGUCAGCUGCACCCUGGCAUUCAGACAGAGCUGGCUUCCCACCCGGGUGGGGCCAAAGCCUCAGACCCCACCCGUUCUCUGGAACUGGUCUCUUUCUAAUAUCCUCUUGUAAAAGAGCUUGACCUCUCCAGCCCACCAGAGCCCUGGCCUUGAGUGAUGUGUGUACUUAGGAGUAUGCAUACCUGUCUGCAACUAGAGGCCAGCACAGAAGUCCAUAUGAAUGACACACCCCCUGCCCCAAUAAAGAAGUGACAGAAAACCUUCAA
This is a messenger RNA of Leopardus geoffroyi (Geoffroy's cat), 3138 nucleotides long. It is a transcript of the gene VAC14, whose product is annotated as VAC14 component of PIKFYVE complex. The coding region runs from base 338 to 2689 and encodes 783 amino acids. Gene Ontology annotation, biological process: phosphatidylinositol biosynthetic process; positive regulation of kinase activity. Gene Ontology annotation, cellular component: PAS complex; endosome membrane. NCBI's taxonomy places the organism in Eukaryota, Metazoa, Chordata, Mammalia, Carnivora, Felidae. The record is from RefSeq and is a predicted model, not a curated record. The transcript is spliced from 19 exons.